GCUUAUUUGAUGUUUCUUUGGACCCCGUACUUCCUGUCACCAUUUUUCGCUCAAGGCAGUGGUGUGACCGUGACAGGUGUUGAUUCACGAUCUGGUUUAUAUGGCAUUGGCGGUUUAUCAGUUGGAAAUGUCGUUGUGUCUAUCGAUGAUUGCCCGAUACGAAAACAAGAAGACUGGAGGGAAUGUGUACGACAUCUGGAAAAGGAAAAACAUGGACAAUGCGUUCCGCGUACUACAGUAGAAUCGUCGCUGGCGACUAAAACAUCACUGUCUUUGGACGAGCUACACUGCUGUGAUGACUUUACUAAUAUCACACAAGCCCAUAUGUGUUUUGAGUCACUGAUAGAUGUGACCAGUAAAGAAUUUGUCACCAAGGCAAUCUCACUGAAUCGAGUACUACGUGUUGGAGUUGUUGGGGUAAGACAUCACUUCCUAUGUUAUCCACUGUUUUGA
Molecule: messenger RNA, 453 nt
Organism: Strongylus vulgaris
Lineage: Eukaryota; Metazoa; Nematoda; Chromadorea; Rhabditida; Strongylidae
Source: the annotation of a GenBank genome assembly